This is a messenger RNA of Ectocarpus sp. CCAP 1310/34, 2840 nucleotides long. The record is from the annotation of a GenBank genome assembly. Lineage: Eukaryota; Phaeophyceae; Ectocarpales; Ectocarpaceae.
UGUUUGUGUCUUGUGAUGAGAUACCACGCUACUGGCAGAGCCACCUUGUUGAUGUCACUGGCGUCUACGGUCGCCUUCUCUGCUGAAGGUUUGCUGCUGGCUCACGCCUCCGUCCGGCGUGGUGCUUCGUCCUCCUCGCGCGUGUUCGGUGCUGCUGCACCGUGGUCAUCGUGCCCUGGAGGCACUCACCACAUCAGCAGCGCGGCUGCCUUCACCUAUCCGGCUGCCGACACUGCCGCCGCUGCCACCGCCUCCGUCUCCCACUCGAACAGGAACCAUCGCGUUGUUACCGCGAGACCUACUUCCCGCACCGCCAUGAGCACUGCUGUUGACGCGGCUGCUACGUGCAGCAGCAGCACCCUAGACACGCUGCCGUUCGACAACAGAGUGAUUCGCGAGUUGCCCGUCGACCCCAUCACCGACAACUACGUCAGGAGGGUGGAGAAUGCUUGCUUCUCUGUCGUCGCCCCCGACCCGGUGGUGAACCCAGUGAUGGUGGCAGCGUCGAACUCUGCACUCGGGCUGCUGGGCCUUGCGGCGGAGGAAGGGCAACGGGAGGAUGCAGCGGAGUAUUUCAGCGGAAACAAGCUAAUGCCCGGCGCACAGCCUCACGCCCACGCCUACUGCGGGCACCAGUUCGGGUCCUUUGCGGGUCAGCUGGGCGACGGGGCGGCGAUGUACCUGGGCGAGGUAGAGGGACCCUCUGGGAGGUGGGAGAUUCAGUUCAAGGGCGCCGGGCUUACCCCGUACAGCAGAAGCGCAGACGGUCGAAAGGUCCUCCGAUCGUCCAUCAGGGAGUUCCUGUGUUCGGAGGCGAUGCACUUUCUUGGCAUCCCCACAACGAGGGCUGCGGCCCUGGUGACAAGCGACACCAAGGUUCGGCGGGACGUCUUCUACACGGGCAACGUCAUCCAGGAGCGAGCGUCGAUCGUGACGAGGCUGGCGCCGACGUUCCUGCGGUUCGGAUCGUUCGAGAUCUUCAAGCCCAGGGACCCGCGCACGGGCAGGGACGGCCCCAGCGCCGGCAAUGACGCCCUCCGCCUGCAGAUGCUUGAGUACGCUAUCGGCCGCUUCUUCCCGGGCGCGGCGGCCGCGGGUCCCAAGGGGUCGAAGGCGCGCUACCUCGCCAUGUACGAGGAGGCCGUCCGUAGCACGGCGGAGCUAGUGGCCAAGUGGCAGUGCGUCGGCUUCACCCACGGGGUUCUGAACACGGACAACAUGUCCAUCCUUGGCCUCACCAUCGACUACGGGCCGUACGGCUUCAUGGACUUCUUCGACCCGAAGUUCGUGCCCAACGGGUCGGAUGGCGGGGGGAGAUACUCCUACGAGAGACAACCGGAGAUGUGCAAGUGGAACCUGCACAAGUUCGCGGAAGCGCUUGCGCCGGCGCUGCCGCUGUCGGACUCUACGGCCGCUCUCGAGAAGUACGAUGGCCUCUUCAAGCGCUACUACGAGGAGGGGAUGCGAAGGAAGCUCGGCCUGUUCUCGGUGGAGGAAGACGACGACGGGCUGUUCGAGUCGCUUUUCGCGACCAUGGCCGACACCUCGGCAGAUUUCACGGGAACGUUCCGGGAACUGGCGCAGCUGGCCCCCGGCGGCGACGUGGACACGGUGUCGAAGGCGCUCGCCGCGCAGUGCGCUGGCCCGAAGAUCAAGGCCAAGGCGUUGCGGCGCGCGGUGGACAUCGGCCGCCCGAGCAUCCCUCCCCAGCAGCUGCAGGGGCUGUGGGCCAUGGCGCAGGGGAACCCCGAGGCUCUCGCACAACGCUUCAGCGCUCCCAAGGAUGCAGUUAUCGCUGAGCUCCGAGAGGAGAUGCAGAAGCUCUCCAACUACGAGGCGGCGCAGCAACGACUCAAGGACAUGGAGGCGCUCGAGGAGGACGGUAAAGGGGCGCAGGACGCUGCUGCAUGGGGCGUGUGGGCAAGGCGCUACUCGGAACGGCUAGGCCGAGAGGAGGGUUUCGAUGCAAACCGCAGGCGUGAGGCUAUGGGGGCUGCCAAUCCUGCCUUCAUCCUCCGCAACUGGGUUGCACAGGAGGUCAUCGAGGACGCGGAGAAGGGGGACUUUUCGGGCGUCCAGCGUGUCCUUCGAUUGCUCGAAUCGCCGUACGACCCCCCUGCCGACGACGGAGAGGGAUCCUCCUCCCCCGACGGAAGGGACUACUUGCGCGCCACGCCUGACUGGGCCGCUGAUCUCGUGUGUACCUGCUCGAGCUGAUGGGGGCGGGCAUUGAUCAACCCGGUGUUCUACGCAGGUUUUUCAAGUAUGCAAACGAACUGGAUAUAGUAUAGAAUUAGCGAAGUUGUCGUUGGGGUUAGGGUUCGCGUCUGCGUGCCCCCUUCCUGCUCUUAUUUCGUACUUCGAAACUCUCUUUCCUUGCGUAGGCAGCCCAUCAACUUGCGACCGGGAGCGGGGGGCUCCGUGUAAACGAAGGGACCGAGGGAGAGAGGGAUGGGAGGUUAGGCAGAUCCAGAGCACGGCAGGCUAGAUCGCCGUUUGCUCUCGAUACUGUUAUGUACUCGUUGAUCGGCGGAAGCGGGGUCUAAACGAGGCCCACUCUGGGGCAAGAUAUUUUUUCUCAGCAAAACGUUGUCUCCCUGGGAAUAUUCUUUGAUGGGAGGGGCAUCGUCAUCGCUGCUGCCACUGCUGCUGGAACAGCAGAGCGCCGUUGGUUGUCGAAGCGGCAUCAAACCCGGUCCUCUCUCGGUGCCGAGUGUUGUGAUUUUUGUAGAUACGUAUGUAGCACCGAAAGAGAGGUAAUGCUGCUUUGUAUCGACUGUGGAGUUCGAGCUUCAAUCCAAACGUUGAAGCCUGUCUGGUGUUGUAUCCGAAGGGGGGGG